Tetrahymena thermophila SB210 is the source of this 1167-nucleotide messenger RNA. RefSeq names its product transmembrane protein, putative. Lineage: Eukaryota; Ciliophora; Oligohymenophorea; Hymenostomatida; Tetrahymenidae. The record is from RefSeq and is a predicted model, not a curated record. The transcript has 2 exons.
AUGAGAAACCAAAUAUAAAUUAGCCUCUGCACGGCUUUGAUUUUUUCAUUUACUACUAUUUCUUCCGUAUCUUCAGCAAUUAUUUCUUCUUAGGAAGGAGAAAUUUAAUUUCUAGACUCUCAUGAUCAAGUUAUAAAGUUAUAUAAGUAAGUAUUUUUUAACUCUCAUUUCGACGCAAAUAAAAAUGAUUUAGACACAUCUAUAAACUCUCCUAAUCCUAAAAAUCCUAUUAAAUGUUUCACCUAGAUAGUCCAUAUUGGAAGUGAUUAGGUUUCAGAUAAGGGUAUUGCGAUUCAAACAUAUGCAACAUUUAUUACAAAUGAUUCAUUUUAUGUUGUUUACGAUACAUAUAACUCUCCUACUCGUAUAUCUAGUUUAACAGUGAGAUGGACAUGCUUUAAAUCUGAUGAUGUUUACUUGUUUGAUUUUUAGUACGACUCUGAUCAGUAAGAAGGUCAAAAAUACAAGCAAUUAGAAUAUUUAGCAUCAAAUGGAACAUAAUUAGGCAUAUCAAGCUUAGGUGCUUUAUCUAACUUAGCUACCAGCUUUUUAGCUUCAGGUUUUUCUAUAACUUCUUCAUCAAAUAUUUAAUUAAAUGUAAAAAUCGUCUAAAAUGCAAGUAUUAUAUAAGCUGUAUUGGCAGGAGAUAAUUUGUAGUAAAUUAAUAAAGUUUAUGGCAAGAUAUUAGUUUCUAGUAAAGAUAAUUGCUCGUUAGUUAGCAUUUCUCAUCCAAGCUCUUCAGAUAUUGUAUCUUAAAUACACGGAGAUUUUGAUACAUUUACUACAAAGCACUAUACUUCUAUUUAUGGAAUCGGAGGAUUUAGUCUUAAUCAAAUUUAAAUCAGUUCUUUUAGCUUUGAUUUAUAAAAUUAUUCUGUGAAUUAUUCUGGAGGUAGUGUAAAAGGAGUGUUAGUCUAGUAGAAUGGAUAAGUAGAUUAUUCUAAUAUCGUUUGUAAAAUUGAUGACUUAAGUAUUAAUGAUUCUCCUGUGGAUAUACUAGUAGGAUCGCUUACAAUUAUUUUUGGAAUAAUUAUUUAUCUCUCAACAACUCUUUUAUAUAUGAAAAAGAAAAAAGAGCAUAUAAUUUUAGAUGACUAACAUGCUCAUUAAGUUUAUACUGACCAUGAUCAUAGUCAUACACACCAUCCUAUAGCUUAAAAACUUUGA